This is a messenger RNA of Stylophora pistillata, 1327 nucleotides long. RefSeq names its product SAGA-associated factor 29. The record is from RefSeq and is a predicted model, not a curated record. Lineage: Eukaryota; Metazoa; Cnidaria; Anthozoa; Scleractinia; Pocilloporidae. Gene Ontology annotation, cellular component: SAGA complex.
ACUCCGUCGAUGUAACGAGUCAAAAGGUAAGUUCGAGUGUUGUAUGAGAAGCAACAUGAGAAGGUCGAGAAAUCCAACUUCAUCAUCAGCGAGUCAGGCCAGCAGCUUAGCAACUGGUUCUUCAAACAACAGCAAUAAUGGGAACACAGUUCCUUCCCUACUCAAGGAACUUCAUGCUCUUGUGCUACAAAUCCAGGAACAACGAACACAAAGUGAACAAAACCUAUCAACCAUUGCAAAAACUCAUGAGAAGAUGAAGACAGAAGUUAAAGUAUCAUCUUAUUUUAAAUCUAAGCUGAGAGGCUUGUACAAAACAGCGGGAACUGAUGCAGAGACAGAAGUAGAGAUAAUCAAAAAGGCUUUGGACAAAAUAGCAAGCAUCAAGGCACUGAGAAAUGACAGAAGAAUUGUGCGUGGUGGUAGCAGCCGACUUGGUAAUCAGGAAACAGGAGAACCAAGAAAAGUAAUGAGGCGAGGAGUUCUAAUGACAAUGUUACAGCAAGCUGCACUGCAGUUACCAAUGUGGAUGGGGAAAGCCUCUGAAACGCCCCCUCCUCUUUGUGGUUGCAUUCAAGCAGAACCUAAUUAUGUCGCCCAGCAAGGAGAUCAUGUUGCUGCGCGUGUGCGCACUCCUGACGGCGAAGAACAGUUGAUCCUAGCGGAAAUAGUGUCAUUUAAUCCCUCGUCAAAUAAAUACGAUGUUGACGAUAUCGACGAAGAGGCUGGGAGAAACGGCAAAGAACGUCAUCAUCUGAGCCGAAGACGUGUGAUACCGCUGCCCAAGAUGAAGGCUAACCCGGUGACCCACCCUCAAGCUCUCUUUCAAGCAGAUCAGAUUGUGAUGGCGCUGUACCCACAAACCACAUGUUUUUACAAGGCGGUCAUUUACGAGCCUCCUUCAAGGCCUCAGGAUGACUAUUCUGUGUCAUUUGAAGAUACUUCCUAUGCUGAUGGCUUCGCUCCUCCUCUAAAUGUGCCACAGCGAUAUGUGGUGGCGUCCAAAGAGACGAAGAAAAGAUAGCGUUGCAGACCUUCUUUGUGAAUUUACACUUGGGUCUUAACGAUAAGGGUAUCCUUGGUGCCCUAAAAAAUUGGCGCUUUUGGAAGAUUACCAGCUUAUCCCUUAUAAGGUUUUCUGGCUUAUGGCAAGCCGGCUUGGAUCUGAGGACUUGAGAAUUUGUAAUUUUUCGUGUCGUGUUCAAGAACUUUUCAAAAGCAAAUAACCCCCUCAUUCCUAAGAGUGACUGGCAUCUCAUUUCUCCUCACACGAUCACUAGUGAAUCAAACGUUAAGGUCAUGAAAAUAAAGGAAACAAUCACCAACGAAA